Molecule: messenger RNA, 750 nt
Organism: Archocentrus centrarchus (flier cichlid)
Lineage: Eukaryota; Metazoa; Chordata; Actinopteri; Cichliformes; Cichlidae
Gene: tmem97
Product: transmembrane protein 97
Exons: 3
Coding region: 61-594 (177 amino acids)
Cellular component (GO): endoplasmic reticulum
Source: RefSeq, a predicted model, not a curated record
UCUACUGUGAACUUUGACCCCGUUUCUGCUGUGUUCUGUGCGCUGACUGAGUCGUUUAUAAUGUCUAUCCGUGUGUUAGAACUAAUCUUUUUCUUCUAUUUCGCCACUCAUAUUCCCAUCACAUUAUUUAUUGACUUACAAGCCCUGCUACCUGAACACGUGUACCCCCAGCCGCUGAAAGACCUCCUGAAAUGGUACGCUGCGGACUUCAGAGACCCGAUGGUGCUGGAUCCCCCGGAGUGGUUCAAGUCGUUUGUUUUCUGCGAGGCUUUGCUUCAAACGCCGUUUUUCCCCGUUGCAGCGUAUGCUUUUCUGAAAGGGGGCUGUAAGUGGAUCCGGACUCCUGCCAUUGUGUAUUCCACACACGUCGCCACCACAUUGAUUCCAAUCCUCGCCCACAUCCUCCUCUAUCAGUUCCCUCUGAAGCCCCAUCCUGGUCCUCAAACUGUCCAGGAGCGCUGGCUGCUAGUCUCCAUAUAUGCACCGUACCUGUUGGUGCCUUUGCUGCUCCUCCUCACCAUGCUGAUGUCCUCCACAUACAACCCCACCUCCAAGUCUGGGAGCAUGCCAGCCAAAGCCAAGAAGAAGAACUGAAAUAUCAUCUAAUUUACUGUGAUUUUCUGACAUCUUUUUCUACAUCCCUGAAUGUAUGAACAUGCAUGUGAAAGGCUGUGUGAGUCAGGCUGUUUGCUGCCAUUGUUGAACCAUCCAAAAUUUGUUGCUCUUUUAAAUAAAAUCCAUCUUGUUCUA